GAACUGCUUCGGCGGACCGCAGUUUGCGCCGGAGCCCAACUUCGAUUGCCUCAGCGAAGUCUGCAGCCCGUUUGCUGCCGCCGGCCUGUGCGGCUCGUCGGCACCGCCGGCGGCGGCGGCGGCGGCGGCGGCGGCGGCGCAUGCUGCCAUCCACGAGGAGAUGAGCUGCGGCGGCGCCUCCGGAGGCGGUCGGAAUAUCUGCAAGGCCGAGCAGAAGCAGUCGGCCGGCACGCCGGAGCCGCUGAUGCUCGCCGCCAGCUCUUGCCUCGAGAGAAAGAACGCCAGGCCGAAGAAGGCGGACGGCCUGCCUUCCAAGAACCUGAUGGCGGAGAGGCGGCGGAGAAAGCGGCUCAACGAUCGGCUCUCCAUGCUCCGAUCCGUCGUGCCCAAGAUCAGCAAGAUGGAUAGAACGUCCAUCCUCGGAGACACAAUCGAUUACAUCAAAGAGCUCAUGGCACGGAUCAAAGCCCUGCAAGAGGAGGCCGAGGCCGAGUCCGAUCCGCGGAACCGGCCGAAUCAGUUAGGUGCCUUGAAGGAUCAGCUGAAUCCGAGUGAGACGACGCUCAUGAGGAGCUCCACCAAGUUCGAUGUCGAGAGGAGAGAGGGGGACACCCGCGUAGAGGUUUGCUGCGCGGCGAAGCCCGGGUUGUUGCUUUCGAUGGUGAGCACGCUGGAUGCUCUCGGUUUGGAGAUCCAUCAGUGUGUUGCGAGCUGCUUCAGUGAUUUUGGGAUGCAAGCUUCUUGCUUGGAAGACAAGGAGCAAACAGAGCUCAUCAGCUCUGAAGAGAUAAAGCAAGCUCUCUUCAGGAAUGCAGGUUACGGCGGGAGGUCUCUUUAGUUAGGAGUUCGGAGCUAGAAGAAGAGAAGCCGCAGUGGGGGAGAACUUGAAGAAGCUCUUGUUUUGGGUGCGAGAAUUGAGAGAUGGGCUUGAAUUAAUGACUAGAGCUGACUCAUUUGUUGUAAGCAUCGUGCUAAACAACGGAUGCUUAAUUUGUUCCUUUUUCGCGGAUUGUAGUAUCUUUUGGUACCGUUUGCAUUGCUCUUCCUGCAACGGAAUUUACAAAUUAGAAGUGUUUUUUCGAUGCCUAAACCAAAAGCUUCAGUUUAGAGUUUUCGUUUUUGCCGCAGAAACGAAGCUAUUCACAUGAUUUUACCAUAUGUAGCAUUUCUUCUGAUUAAUAAACAGCACCACCAUCUUCGGAAUAA
Molecule: messenger RNA, 1206 nt
Organism: Ananas comosus (pineapple)
Lineage: Eukaryota; Viridiplantae; Streptophyta; Magnoliopsida; Poales; Bromeliaceae
Product: transcription factor bHLH93-like
Exons: 4
Coding region: 161-838 (225 amino acids)
Biological process (GO): regulation of DNA-templated transcription
Cellular component (GO): nucleus
Molecular function (GO): protein dimerization activity; sequence-specific DNA binding; DNA-binding transcription factor activity
Source: RefSeq, a predicted model, not a curated record